CAGGUUUAUUUGAUUUUUUCUUCAGAAAGACCAUUCAGACACGCGGUUCAAACAAUCAUUCCCUUAAUCUAAUUUGUCAUUGCCACCAGUGCAGCACAGUUUAAAUCAAUAUUUCAAAACAAAAAUUUUAUUUAUCGGCAGCGGCGAGCAUGAAUUUCCUCUCUUGAAUAGAGAAUUUACAAUAAUUUUGACACCUUUCGAAUUGGGCUAUUUAUACAUAAAAUCUACAUGGUAAAAAAAUAGUGUGAUUUUUAUGAAGAAAAUCAUGAGAUUUAGGUUAAUUUGACGCAUUCUAUUCGUUUGAUAACAACGAUACACCGAUUGGCUCUGAAUCAAAGAAUAAAAGAAAUGAAUAUUGAGUUCGUGACUGAACUGCGUUUCAGGUGUAUGCAUUGACAUAUAAUUCAAUAAGCAACGACGGCUUCCUUGCUCGUUAUUUGAGAAUAAAAUCAGUUCGUCUGCAAUGUUAGGUACAUUGAAGAAGAAAAUGAAAUCAAAGAUUAAAUCCCUUUCCGAGUUGAAUUUCGAUUUAAUUUUCAAUAUAAUAUAAAAAUUAUCAUCCAGCCAUUAUACCGAAAACGGAAUAUGAACCGCAAACAUCGCAACAGUUGUAUAAUGUAUUUAGAUUGGAGUGAGACGACAACAUAGGCCUGUAAGAGAAAACUUUGACAUUCGGUGCCAAAGAUAAGUUUCAUUCAAUUGACAAAAAAAAAAACAAAGUCUUCUCGUAAAUAGAUGAAAAAAAUAUAUCGAAAACACAGUCACAUAAAUAGUUUGGGUAAGAUUUCAGCACAGAGUUUUAAUACCAUCGGAAAAAGUCGCGUUCCAGCCAUUAUUUUUUUUUGGUGGAAAAAAAAAUUUGUGCGUUUCACGAAAUUAAAUUGAAUUGCUUUGCCGUUGAUAUGCACGAAAUUCAGUAACUGCGAUUGAUUUAUCACCUUCAAGGGCUUACACACUCUCUCUCUCUCUCUCUUUAUUAUUUAGUAGGCAGUCGAUACGUGUAUUACCUCAUCGAUUUCGAGUGCAUUUCCAAUGAAGGAAGUGAACAACGAUAUUCAGCCAUCAACAUCAACCACAGAUGCAAAUCGGCCAAUAAAAAAUGAGGCCAACAAAAGGAAACGUCGUGCCUCGGAUGCGGCUGAAUCGAAUUUAUCGGCCAAGCGUUUCAUAGCCCCGGCCGAAGAAGAUGAUGGCGUAUUCAAAUUGCUUGAUUUCACCGAUGAAGUGCUUUUGGAAAUCCUACAAAAUUGUGAGAGCACCACACUAUAUGCACUUUCCAAAACAUGCAAACAUUUUUUGAAAUUGGUCGAAGACCGUCGCCUCUGGAAAACAUUUGAUUUUGCAACGAAACGGAUGAUGGGACGGCAAAUAAAGAAACUAUUGUCUGCGCUACAAAUUGGGGACAUCAACGAAUUCAAGGUGCGUGGCUUCGUCACAAAGUAUCCGUCAGAAAAGUGGAAGAAUAAUACAAUCACCGUGAAAGUCUUGCGAAAAUUGUCUUCCUCUUGCCAAUGUCUUGAAACAAUUGAAAUUCGUGAAGGCUACAUCAACUUUCAAAAGGUGAAAAUUUCCGACUUUCCUGCGACACUGAAACACUUGAUAUUUUAUGGUUGCCAAAUAACGUUGCCACGCUCGCCCAGACUGUUCACCAAAAUCGAUGAAUACCUUCAGUUGCUGGAGGAAAUCUCAUUAGAAAAGUGCCCCUGGUUCGAAACACAUGAUCUCGUUGUUUUCUCCAAACUGCCACAUUUAAAGCGACUCAAUCUACGCGGAUGUUCCACACUCAAAGGGUGUGUUCCAUACGGCAGCAUUGCCACACGAUUUGGAUUCAAGAGCCUAGAGUAUUUGGACGUACGCGAUACACCGAUUUCUGAUAGUGAUAUUCAAUGCUUCAAUAUCACGUCAACGCUACGUGAAAUCAAAAUGGAUUGCCCGGCUGAGUUUCGCGAAAAUUAUAUAUCAACCGAUGAAACACCUUCCGAUACCGAUGACAGUGAAUCAUACGAACCAAAACCACGGAACAAUGACUCUACCGACGAGUCGGCGAAACAUUUGGGUGAAAAAAGUAAACACAAUAGCAACAGCAAUAAGGAAACACAUCGGCAAGAUGAUAGCAUUGUAUCGGAAAGUGAGCCUGAAUCAGAGGAUGAAUCGGAUUGUAGCACAGACAGCGAAGAUGGCAAUAGUGAUGGUGGUGAAGAUGGUGGAGCCAAAGUAAGCGGUAAUAACGAUGAUGCGAAUGCACCACAUCAGGCUCACUGUAUUCAAGUGAUAUUGCAAAAUGGCCGAAUGAUAAAUGUCAAUGCCGAACGGUCUAACGAGUUUGAUAGUCCGAUACGUGAAACAAACGGACUUCACUGUGUCAUUGGCAUAAUCAAUGGGAGAGACUCGAACGAUCGAGUCUUUGCAGCACCACUUCGAUGCCAAAGACAAUCGGGUAAUCAGCAUCAAUCUGCUGAUAACCAGAGCCAAAAUGAAUCGAAUGCACCGUCAACCCCAAAAAAAUGCAACCAUGGUUCGUCCUCGUCUAGUUCCGAAAAAUCAAAGUCUCCACAAACCGAUAGCAAAAAUACCGCGACAAUUAGCACGAACACAAAUGCAAACACGGAUGGUGGUAGUCAACCGGGACCGUCAGGCCUUCAAACAAAUCAAAAUGAUUCCAUAAAAGCAGCCAAAUCAAAUUCACAGGAAAAUGCAAACGCAAAUGCAAACACGGAUAAUAAUGCAAACGAUGAGGCUGGCCCAUCGAAUCGACAACAGCCGGCAAAUCCGCCAAAUGAAAACCGACAACGAUUGAUCAUUGUACAGCACCGACGAUCGCCGAAUAACGAUGAAAAUGGCAACAUGAAUAGACAAAUUUCGUGGGAGGUGCGAAAUUUGUAUCCGAUUGCAGACGCACCAUAUCGUACGAUGCGGUACCACAACACAAUGCUCAACGGUAGUGGUAAUUAUAUAACCGACAGAGGAAUGUGUAGCUUUGGCAUGCCACGGCACAACGUACAAGAAAAUAUCAUUUGGAUACGAGCUGAACUACGACCGCCAGAUACGUUGCUCGAACGGAUCACUGUUCGGAAUUAUUUGGAUGUUACCGAUGUCACCCUGCGCCAUUUAGCCCUAUGCGCUCCCAAUCUUCGAUAUUUGGAUGUAACCGGUACCUCGGUCACAUUAAAAGGUAUUACCACCUUCCUGAAGGAGAAGCCCGACUGUCAAAUUAUUUCGGAAUUACUUGACACAUAGUCGUAAACCAUAUAAAUAAAAUCGGGAGCAAAUGCAAAAGGGAGGUUUAUUUUUUACCAGGAACGAACAAAACAAAAAAGAAACGAAAUUGAAAUGAAAUUUAAAAAAAAAUCAAAAGCUCAACACAAAUGAAAGCAUGAUAUUGACGUUCUACAAUGAUAUGCGAUUUACGAUCGAACAGCUGUCUGUGAUUGUAAAACUGUAAAUCAAAGCAUAACGUAAUUUUUAACAUUCGUCAUUUCUAAAAUAGAACCGUUGGCGAAUGAAAGGAAUGCCGGAUAAAAAGAGAAUGGAAGAAUACACAACAGAAAUAAUAAUCAUUUUCAUAUUUUUUUCAUAUUUUUCAUUAUUUUCUUCUCAAACAAAAACAACUACUACUAUGUAUACAGUGCAUUUUUGCAUUGAAUUUAGGAAUUAAACGAAAAAAUUGAAUAAAUUGCAAAA
Sitodiplosis mosellana (orange wheat blossom midge) is the source of this 3681-nucleotide messenger RNA. RefSeq lists its product as uncharacterized. Gene Ontology annotation, molecular function: protein binding. NCBI's taxonomy places the organism in Eukaryota, Metazoa, Arthropoda, Insecta, Diptera, Cecidomyiidae. The transcript has 9 exons. Gene Ontology annotation, biological process: SCF-dependent proteasomal ubiquitin-dependent protein catabolic process. The record is from RefSeq and is a predicted model, not a curated record. Bases 1033 to 3237 code for a protein of 734 amino acids. Gene Ontology annotation, cellular component: SCF ubiquitin ligase complex.